AUGUCAGGUCGUGUGUACAAGUUUUUUACAGGCAGACAACAGCCUCAGUGGGUGUGGGAUCUUGCACUGGAAUUGCGUGUCCCGGCUAUUUUAUGUGCGUAUCUUGUGUACGUCAACACACAGUGCUACUAUGACGCCUUGACUGCCUAUCAAGCGAACGCGAAGUGGGGCAUGACCGCUGGAAAGCUGCUGGAGCUUCGGAAACUAAAUUACCGGUACAUCAGUGUUCCUCGGUAUGCCGUGCGUUACGAAUACGAAGUUGACGGUAAAAAGUACGUAUCGACGAGGGCGACAACCGGAUCUCCCUACAGGAACUGGAUGAAGCAGUUUUACAAUGACACCAUUACCGAGUCUCAAUAUCUUCAGGCAAUCCCUGUGCUCCGCGUGGGUGAGCGCUGCACUGUCUUUUACGACAAGAAACACGCUGGGUCACUUUCGGCCCUUGCUCACGACGCAAACUCGUUUGAGAUCUCAAUUCUGAGUUUUUGUGCCGUCGUUCCAGUUCUUAUGGGGUAUCUUAUGAAGGCGCAUUGGUGGAUGCUCAGGAAGGCAUACAUGCCAAACAGGACGAUGCGUAUUCGCGUUCCACGAGCGGAGCGUCCACCCCCUCCUCCGCGGGCGCCGGAAGACGUCUCACAUAUUUCUCAGCCUCCGAAGCCGUGA
This is a messenger RNA of Trypanosoma rangeli, 663 nucleotides long. RefSeq lists its product as uncharacterized. The coding region runs from base 1 to 663 and encodes 220 amino acids. The transcript has a single exon. The record is from RefSeq and is a predicted model, not a curated record. NCBI's taxonomy places the organism in Eukaryota, Euglenozoa, Kinetoplastea, Trypanosomatida, Trypanosomatidae.